AUGCGGCUCGACAGGCGGUCGUCGCCCCUUAUUCCUCUCCUCCUGACUGCCCCAACGCUGUCAGCGGCCUUUUAUCUUCCAGGUGUAGCGCCAACCUCCUACGAUGAAGGCCAGUCCGUACCUCUUUACGUGAACCACCUUACCCCCGGGAUUGCGCAGCAGGACGAGCAACUUCAUUCUGUAUUCUCGUACGACUACUACCACCCAGCGUUCCGGUUUUGCGUUCCAGAAGAUGGCCUGAAGGAUGUCCGAGAGUCGCUUGGGAGCAUUUUGUUCGGGGACAGAAUUCAGACGUCGCCGUUCGAAUUGAAGAUGGGCAAGAAUGAAACCUGCAAAGCGGCUUGCAAAGAGGUCGUGUUCGACUCGAGGAGCGCUAAGUUUACCGACCGGAGGAUAGCGCAGGGCUAUAACAUCAAUUGGCUGGUAGACGGGCUGCCGGCCGCUCAACAAAAUCCCGGGACCGAACCUCAGGCGUACACCCCCGGCUUCUCCCUCGGCGAGUUGGAUGAGAGCGACAGGCCCGUCUUGCAUAACCACUUUGAUAUUCUCAUCGACUAUCACCCGGUGAAUGUUGGAAACAAGGAGAAGUAUCGAGUCAUUGGCGUUCUCGUCCAACCGAGUUCCCGAAGCGGCUCGCAUGUCUCCGAAGAUGGAACGCCCAUUUGCAACGAGGAAGGACCAAUCUAUUUGGAUGAGGAUGGUGAAACCUCCGUGGCGUGGACUUACAGUGUGGGCUGGCGGGAGUCAUCUACUCCAUGGGCAACUCGGUGGGACAAAUACUUGAAGGUCCAAUACCCGAAAAUCCACUGGUUCUCGCUUGUCAACGCCGCCGUCUUCGUCAUUUUUCUCGUCGGAAUGGUCAGCAUGAUUCUUGUUCGGGCUCUCAAGAAGGACAUUGCUCGAUACAACCGCCUGGACUCGUUCAACCUAGAUGAUUUGGACGGAACAUCCGCCGCCGUCGAGGACGGUAUUCAAGAGGACUCAGGCUGGAAGCUGGUGCAUGGAGAUGUUUUUCGAUGCCCGCAGUCUCCCUUGCUUCUUAGUGUCCUGGUCGGUAACGGAGCUCAGCUCUUCAUGAUGACAGGCGCCACUGUUGUUUUUGCGAUGUUUGGCCUCCUGUCUCCCGCGAACCGAGGUUUCCUCGCCACUGCCAUUCUGCUCAUCUACACCCUUUUUGGAUUCAUCGGAGGCUAUGUCUCAGCAAGGGUCUACAAAGCGUUCGGUGGUGAAUCCUGGAAGCGCAACAUCAUCAUGACUCCGUUACUGGUUCCGGCGUUCAUUUUCAGCAUCUUCUUCUUGCUCAACUUAUUCGUCUGGGCGAAGGGCUCAAGUGGCGCCGUGCCGUUCGGCACAAUGCUUGCCCUUGUGCUGAUUUGGUUUGUGAUCAGUGUACCAUUGAGUUUUGCCGGCAGCUGGAUUGGAUUCAAGCAGCGGGUUAUUGAAGGACCCACGAAAACGAACCAAAUCCCUCGGCAGAUUCCGCCCAUGACCGGAAGCCUCAAGACUGUACCAUCGCUCUUUUUGACCGGCAUACUUCCGUUCGGCGCAAUUUUCGUGGAGCUGUACUUCAUUAUGACUUCUCUCUGGACCAACAAGAUCUACUACAUGUUUGGCUUCCUGUUCUUGUGCUACGGCCUGAUGGUCGUUACCACCGCCGCUACAACGGCUCUGCUGGUCUAUUUCCUCCUCUGCGCUGAGAACUAUCGGUGGCACUGGAGGGCGUUUGCCGGUGCUGGAAUGACCGGUGUAUACGUUUUCCUCAACGCGCUACUGUUCUGGGCGACUAGGGUGAGCUUCGGUGGUCUCAUUGGGGCUGUGCUCUAUGUAGGAUACUCUGCAUUGAUUGGGUUUGUUGUUUUCAUCCUUACCGGCUCCAUCGGUUUCUUCGCCAGUUGGCUCUUUAUACAACGCAUUUAUGGCUCAAUCAAGGUCGACUGA
Molecule: messenger RNA, 1938 nt
Organism: Aspergillus mulundensis
Lineage: Eukaryota; Fungi; Ascomycota; Eurotiomycetes; Eurotiales; Aspergillaceae
Product: transmembrane 9 family protein
Exons: 4
Coding region: 1-1938 (645 amino acids)
Biological process (GO): protein localization to membrane; vacuolar transport
Cellular component (GO): fungal-type vacuole membrane; endosome
Source: RefSeq, a predicted model, not a curated record